AUGAAGAAUAUUAAGGAAUCAGGUACAAGGAAACCAAUAACUAGUCUUGAUGCACAUAUGUAUCUGAAAGAAAUAAAGGAUGCAUUUAAAGAUGAGAAGUACAAGUACAAAGUAUUUUUAAGGGCCAUGAAAGAUUUCAAUUUAAGAAGAAUUGAUAUUGUAGGUGUGAUGGAAAGAGUGGAGAAAUUGUUUCAAAGGCAUACAGAAUUGUUAUUAAAAUUUAAUAACUUUUUGCCAGAUGGAUUUGAAAUCAAACCUUCACCAAAGAAGCCAAAUUUUCCAGUAAUGAAUAAAGAAGAUGCUGACAAAUAUUUGGACAAGGUGAAGACUCGGUUUCAACAUCAACCAUAUGUAUAUGAUUCAUUUGUAGACAUAAUGAUUAUGUAUAAAAACAAAGAUAAGAGUCUCGAAGAGAUUUAUGAAAUGAUUUUUGUCCAGGUUGCUUCACUUUUUAAAGAUCAUCAUGAUCUUGUUGAUGGAUUUACAAAUUUUCUUCUAUAA
Messenger RNA from Vicia villosa (hairy vetch), 501 nucleotides. RefSeq names its product paired amphipathic helix protein Sin3-like 3. Gene Ontology annotation, cellular component: chromatin; histone deacetylase complex. The coding region runs from base 1 to 501 and encodes 166 amino acids. Gene Ontology annotation, molecular function: transcription corepressor activity. Gene Ontology annotation, biological process: negative regulation of transcription by RNA polymerase II. The record is from RefSeq and is a predicted model, not a curated record. The transcript has 5 exons. NCBI's taxonomy places the organism in Eukaryota, Viridiplantae, Streptophyta, Magnoliopsida, Fabales, Fabaceae.